This is a messenger RNA of Miscanthus lutarioriparius, 963 nucleotides long. The record is from the annotation of a GenBank genome assembly. Lineage: Eukaryota; Viridiplantae; Streptophyta; Magnoliopsida; Poales; Poaceae.
AUGGGCAACUCUUCGUCUAGCGGCCGAUCAAAGUUGGGGCAGGGCCAGGGAUCCAAGGUGGCGCCUUCUUGUUCAGCUGAGCAGAGCCAGCAGACUACUUUCAAGUGGAGCAUCGAUGGAUUCUACUCACUCCUUGACAAGGGUGAAGGAUGGGCCUACUCAAGAGUGUUUGAGAUCAUGGGUCAUAACUGGUACCUGAAACUGAAUCCAAGGGACAAGAAGAGUGGUGACGACGAGGAGUAUGUCUCUCUUCAGCUGGAACUAGCGAGUAGCUCAGUGAAACAUAACACUGUUGUAGAUGCAUCUUUCAAGCUCUUGAUAUAUGACCAGUCGCACGGAAAUCACAGCAAGCAUCUAGUUAGUCAUAAUUUCCAAACUGCAAGCAAAAGCUCUGGGGUCUCGUGCAUGACCUCCCUCAGGAAACUGAAGAAACAGUCCUCUGGGUUUCUCGUCAACAACAACUGCGUCUUUGGUGUCGAGUUCAUCAAAGUCACCACUUCGAAAUCCAACACGACGUCAGAAACGCUAUUUGUUCAAAAGACGAGCAUCUUCAACGAGGCCAAAACUUACACUUGGGACAUUGAGGACUUCUUUGCACUGAAGAACCCCGACUAUUCUCCGGAGUUCGAAGUCGGCGGAUACAAAUGGUAUAUCAGUAUGUAUCCAUCUCGUGAAGGGAACCAUCUCUCCUUGUAUCUGAACCUGAAAAAGACCAAUGAUCUUCCCAAUGACACUGCAAACCUUGUAGAACUCACUUUAUCCAUCAAAAACAAGGAAGCUGACAAUCACCGGAAAGGAACAGGUCGGUGCCAGUUCUCACGGAAGGCUCGUAGCUGGGGAUGGAGUAACUUCAUUUCGCUGGAGGAUUUCAAGGACUCGUCAAAUGGUUAUCUCGUCAAAUCUAAGUGCUGCGUUGAAGCCGAGGUUGCCAUCGUCGGUUCCUCCAGGAUGGAAUCUGGCUGA